Molecule: messenger RNA, 855 nt
Organism: Chinchilla lanigera (long-tailed chinchilla)
Lineage: Eukaryota; Metazoa; Chordata; Mammalia; Rodentia; Chinchillidae
Gene: Scnm1
Product: sodium channel modifier 1
Exons: 5
Coding region: 97-789 (230 amino acids)
Biological process (GO): RNA splicing
Cellular component (GO): nucleus
Source: RefSeq, a predicted model, not a curated record
GAAGAAAAGAAGAGGUCCCAUUUCUCCUACGGUGGCCCGAAGGAGUUGCGAAGUCGGCCCGGGAGAAUUAUAUCAUUUCUGGGAUUCAAAGUCGUGAUGUCUUUCAAGAGGGAAGGAGACGAUUGGAGUCAGCUCAAUGUGCUCAAAAAACGAAGAGUUGGGGACUUGCUGGCCAGUUACAUCCCAGAAGAUGAAGCGCUGAUGCUACGGGAUGGACGCUUUGCUUGUGCGAUCUGUCCUCAUCGACCUGUACUGGACACACUGGCCAUGCUGACUGCCCACCGUGGAGGCAAAAAGCAUUUAUCUAGCCUCCAGCUUUUCUAUGGUAAGAAGCAGCCAGAAAAGGGAAUGGGACAAAAUCCAAGACCACAGAAUGACUUGAAGAAGGAAGAGACCAAACCUGAGGCUCCUCUGCUAACCCAGACUCGACUUAUCACGCAGAGUGCUUUGCACAGAGCUCCCCACUAUAAUAGUUGCUGCCGCCGGAAGCACAGACCGGAAGCCCCUGGUCCCUCUCUCUCCUGUUCCCCUUUGCCAGCCCGAGAUAUUGAGCUCCAGAGUGAGAAGAUCAGUAGGGAACCUGAGCCUGGGCCUUGCCCACAGGCUAAGGAGUUAGCAACUGCCUCAGACCCUGCACCCAUGAGCCCCACAAGAAGACGAGCUCUGGACCGUUAUCUCACCCUUCGAAGCUCUGGAUGGAUCCCAGAUGGAGACGGUCGAUGGAUAAAAGAUGAAAAUGUUGAGUUUGACUCAGAUGAGGAGGAACCCCCUGAUCUCCCCUUGGGCUGACAACUUCUUUCUACAUUUGUUUCACAAAUAAACUACAGUGGGCACUGGGAGCCCAAUUUUGCUCAA